Molecule: messenger RNA, 2402 nt
Organism: Camellia sinensis
Lineage: Eukaryota; Viridiplantae; Streptophyta; Magnoliopsida; Ericales; Theaceae
Molecular function (GO): 5'-nucleotidase activity
Source: RefSeq, a predicted model, not a curated record
CUAGUCCCGUCACCAUUUUGUGCCCUAAUUUGAGAGAAAAUUCCUAUUUGAAGAGAAAGAAAAAAAAGGCUCUCUCUCUCUCUCUCUCAAAACCCCUCUCAAAUCAUCCACCUCCAUCCUCUCUACAAGGCCCUUCGAUUUCCCUCAAAGCUCCUCUCCGACCCCAAUUUACAACGAUUCGGAUGUGAAGCCGAAUCCUCGGAAGCGACUCAUCAAGAAGAACACGACGGCUGAGGAGAGCACUCCUGAUUUUGGAAUCGGGGAAGAGGAUGAUGGGGAAGAAUUGGGGGAUUUUGUGAGGGGAGAGUCGGACUACGAUGAUUUCGGGGAUGGAAAGAGGAAGAAGUUUGAGAAAGAUGGUAUUGGUAGUAGGAAGAGGGACAGACAUUGAGAAACACAUGUUCACUCUCUGCCCUCCUCGCUGUCUACCCUAGCUACUCCCUCUUCAGCGCCGCCGCCGAAGACACAUGUUCACUCUAUUAUGUUUUUGUUUUUUUCAAACGAGAGUUGGUCCUAGAUUUAUUAAUUUAUUUAUUAGCUUCAAAAAUCCGAGACCGAAAUGGGAAUUCCAUCGACGAUGAGGGACGCUUGGGCAAACCGAAGAAAUUCGCCUUUGAUUGCUUCACCGGCUGAGGAUCAGAAGGUUCUGAAUUCACGCCGUUGCACUCAAGAUCAUGGGUUGCUAUUGAAUGGUGUUUCUGGAAUUUGCAGAGGGUGUUCGAGCAGGAGUGAAGGCAGCUUCCAUUGCUUGUGUUGGCAGUGCUGUGCCUACUUUGGAGUCUGCUGACCUUGUCAUCUUGGAAGAGGAGGAUGAUGCCACCAGCGUCAGUGUGGGCUCGGAGGCCCUUGAUCAGCUCCGGGUGGGGACACGGAGGGUAGUUGCUGACCUUGGUGCCGAAGGUUGAACCCUUGGAGCCAUAGAAAGCCUUCUUGAGAUCAAGCACAAAUUGACCUAGAUGCAAAGAAACUACAAAGUUAUGUGAAGGAAAAGUCCUUGAUGUCAGAAAAAGGUAUUCUUGCUGACAAGAUCAGUCCGGGUGUUCUCAGAUCUCUUGUGUCCCUAACAGACAAACCAAAAUGAGAGGUGUUUGAGGAAUUUCCAAUUCAGAACAGUGACAAAUUGAGUAUAUUUUAGAGACAGUGACUAAGGAAGCUUCAGGGAAAUGGAGAUAAUUCUCUAGGAAGUCUAUGGGACUACACAAACAUCGUAAUGAAUUUUUUCUGUGGACCCCAAACAUUGGAUAGUUGUUCCACUUUGAAUUUUGAGUGGCUCCGAUUCUUCAAUGUGGUCAUCAUUGGCAGUGCAAAACAAAGUUUUUUCCAUGAUGAAAAUCGUGCCAAUCUUUUUGAAGUUGAGCCUGCGUCUCGGAUGCUUCUUAAUACUGAUAAUGGUACUCCUAUGCCUCAGGUGGGAGGUGCUUUAAGACUACCAUUAAAGAGCCUGAAUAAGAGUUGUAAAGUGUUUCAGGAGGGCAAUGUUGGUCAUCUGCAUAAACUGCUGGGUAUAGAGUCAAGUUCACAGGUUCUUUAUGUUGGGGAUCACAUAUAUGGAGAUAUUUUACGCAGUAAAAAGGUUCUAGGAUAUACCAUGCUGCAUUUCAAAAUCCAUGUAAUUCUUAAGAAUGCGUGUCUCAGUUCACGUUCUCUGAGGAGCUGUUACUUGGAUUGCUGGCUUAGGAGAUGUUGGCUGGGGAGUUGGAGGAAUUGAAGCAGAGGCUACAAUGCUUGGCCAGGUAUUUUGAGAUAAUAAUGUAUUUUCUUUAUGAUUUUUCAUACGCUUGUGCCAGUUGUUAGUGUUUGCACUUAUUCUUUGGUAGACAGACAUGCAUGAAAUGGGUAGCUGUUUUCUCUUCUUCUUCCAAAGGUGCAAAAGAAAAUGCAGCCUCUGCUUCUCCAAAACCUGUUGUUGCUGGUAAUAGUGACUGCAAUGUAUGUAAAAGAGAGAGUAAAUUCUUGAGUUUGUUUUUAGUUAUUUAUUUAUGAGUACCUAGAAUUAUGGUUCAACAGUAAUAAUAAUAUACAUUCACAAAAAAUCAUACACAAACUGUAUUGAGAUUUUAUCAUUUUUAAAUACUGUGCUCAUUACUAACCUUCUAAUUACAAUGUCAUUGACACUGAGUUGCUAUGGCAUCUAAUUGUUAACAGGGAAGUUAUUUCCAAAAGGAUUAAGAUCAAGCAGAAAUGAUUAAUGCUCCCAUUUUGGUUUGUUGAAUUAACUUUUUAGUUUAUUCAUAUGCAUCAGCGGUUUCUGGAUUAAUUUGUAUUUUUAUUUUUCAGGCUAGAAAUUUCUUGGAGAGAUACAAAAUAUGGUCUAAGAAUUAAAGAACUUAGUUUUUUAAGGUUUUUCAUUUUUUAAUAUAUGUAAGCACAAUUAAUUUUUUUUUAUUUAAUUCCUUUGUAUA